AUGAAAUUGGAAAGUGAACGAAUAAUAUUUCUAGUAUUUCUAAAUAUUUUUUAUUCAAAUGCUGCUGUUUUCCUCUGGAGCAAUCAACAUAUACUAAUUUCACCAUUACAAUCAUUUACUUCUGAAGAUUUCUCAAAGUUGAUAGCAUCUCUAUCAGAUCCAGAAGUAUACAUUUUCAGAAGCCCAGUGGUUUUAUCUGAUGAUUUCAAAGUUGUUAAAGAAGGAUUCUAUUCGACUUACAACCCAAAUGCUUCAUUGGACCCAGAGAAUGUUACAGAUCUUACUGGAGAUGCUGAAAAAGAUGUGGAAUAUAUUCUCAAAGUUCUUAGUGAACGCAAAUCUGAUAAUAUCUUAUCAGUUAUCUUGAUACCUGAACCAGGAAAGAGACCUAAACGACAAAUUGUUGAUGGAGACAAUACUACUGAACAAAAUGAUAUAGAAAAAUCUACAAAACCCAUACCCAAAGGUCCUGUAAUCUAUAGGAAACAGAACAUCAAUAACAACUUGUAUGCCUUGCUAUAUUCCUCUAAACCAUUGUUGCUAAAAAGAAAUGAUACUGAGCCAUUGAUGUUAUAUUUGGGCAAUACUGAUGAGGAUAUGAUCACAUAUGAUACCCGCUUAAAUGUUAUCAUUCCAGUGAAAGUAGGCGGCAAAAUCACUCUCAGAUUUAGCUUCACUUGGCUCAAUGGUUACUGGUACAUGUCAUCUGUUAAAAUAAGGGAUACAGAGACUAGUAGAGAUUAUAACUUGACAACCAAGGAAGAUAUAAAUGCCCCUGCACAUUUUUCCUAUCACUGUAAUGGUUACACACUAUUUUCUGAUUCUAAUGGAACUGAGCUGUUUAUUUAUGAUCUCCAGGUUCAGAUUGACUCCCAGAAUGGUAAAUUUGGAGAUGCUAAUGACUGUGUCACAUUCACUACAGUUCCCAUUUGGUCUGGUUUGUUUGUCACAAGUAUUUUAGGCUUAGGUUUUAUUGUAGCUUUGACGGCUAUGAUGGAUAUAAAAACUAUGGAUAAGUUUGAUAACCAUAAGACAAAAAAUAUUGCCAUAACUGUUUCUGAAUAG
Phaedon cochleariae (mustard beetle) is the source of this 1065-nucleotide messenger RNA. Lineage: Eukaryota; Metazoa; Arthropoda; Insecta; Coleoptera; Chrysomelidae. The record is from the annotation of a GenBank genome assembly.